CUCAGACCAACUCUGACCAAUCAGAGCUGACGUAUCGUGUAAAAAUGGCGACUGAAUUGACCCUUUUCUCUGGAUGACGUCAUGAGUCCAGUUCUGAUGACGUCUGAACUGGACUGGACCACAACAGUGGCUGUUCCCUGUCAUGUCUUCCACCUGGAACAAGAGGAGUACGUUCGGGAGGAGCUGGCCUGGAAGCGGAUCGAGUUCAGCGACAAUCAGCUGUGCAUCAGCCUGAUGGAGGGUCAGCUGGGCGUGUUCGACCUGCUGGACGAGGAGUGCCGGAUGCCCAAAGGUUCUGAUGCCAGCUGGGUCCAGAAGCUGUACGACCAACACCUGAGCAGCAAGCCACACCCCCACUUCAGGAAGCCUCGCACCUCCAACAGCGCCUUCAUCGUCAUGCACUUCGCUGACACGGUGAGGUACGAGUGUCAGGGCUUUUUGGAGAAGAACCGGGACACCGUCUUUGAUGAGCUCAUCAACGUUCUCAAAGCCAGUCAGGUGAGCCGAGCUCCUCCCCUUCUCUGCCUGUCUGUGUGUGAAGCUCCUCCCCUUCCUACCUGUCUGUGUGUGAAGCUCCGCCCCUUCCUGCCUGUCUCUGCAUGA
Molecule: messenger RNA, 603 nt
Organism: Oryzias melastigma (Indian medaka)
Lineage: Eukaryota; Metazoa; Chordata; Actinopteri; Beloniformes; Adrianichthyidae
Product: unconventional myosin-Vb
Exons: 4
Coding region: 82-603 (173 amino acids)
Biological process (GO): actin filament organization; vesicle transport along actin filament
Cellular component (GO): cytoplasm; actin cytoskeleton; myosin complex
Molecular function (GO): microfilament motor activity; ATP binding; actin filament binding
Source: RefSeq, a predicted model, not a curated record